AUGGCGUCCCCGGGCGGCGGUUCCCUGGGCCUCCUGCUCUGGCUCCUGCUCCUCCAGCCUCGGCUUGGUGGGGCGCAGGGCGGGUCCACAUCGUCCCCACCCUCCUCGGCGCCCCCAUCGUCCUCGGGGGGCGGCCGUGAGGGCACCAGUGCAACCGUGUCGGGGGCCGAGGGACAGUCUGCGACCCCGGAGCCCCAAGAGGAUGCCAUACUCUCCCAGCUGUUGGAACUGAUCCCAGGGUGUGGCCACGUCGUUGAGAACACCACGGGAGGAAAGGAGGCGGAAGAGGGGAAGUGGCCUUGGCAGGUGAGCCUGAGGAUGAACCAGAAACACGUGUGUGGAGGCUCCCUCCUCACAUCGCAGUGGGUGCUGACUGCAGGCCACUGUAUUUUAAGCCCUUUCCGCUACAGUGUCAAGAUGGGAGAUCGGAGCGCCUAUAAGGAAGUCACCAGUGUGGUGAUCCCGGUCAAGAACGUCAUCGUCCAUCCUCAACUCUCGGUAGUUGGAGCCGUUCAAAAUGACCUUGCCCUUCUCCAUCUCCUCUACCCUGUGAACUUCACUGUGACCAUCCAGCCUGUAUGCAUCCCUCAGAAGACUUUCCAGGUGGAAGCUGGGACCACGUGCUGGGUGACCGGAUGGGGCAAAAAAGAACAUGGUGGCGACCACAUUACGGAUGUUCUCCAGGAGAUCGACCAAAACAUUAUCCUCCAUGAAAGGUGCAAUGAGAUGGUUCAGGAAGUCAUGGUAUCAAAGAAGAACAGAGUCCUGGAAGGGAUGCUCUGUGGCUAUAAAGGAGCUGGAAAGGAUUCUUGUCAGGGAGACUCUGGGGGCCCUCUGGUCUGUAAAUUUAAGGAAACAUGGGUCCAGGUGGGAGUCGUGAGCUGGGGCAUUGGCUGCGGUCGUGGAAAUAUGCCUGAAGUUUAUACAGAUCUUGCUGUCUAUGCAGAGUGGAUAGCUGGAGUGAUUAAUCAGGCCUCCUUUUUGUAUCCAGUGGUGUUCCUCAUCCCACUUCUGUGCCUGGUGCUGCCCCUGGGCAUCCUGGUGGCCCCGUGAUGACCCAGGCCCACCCCCCUCCUAUUUCCGAGUCUCACACCGGGCCUCUCCUCCGACCUCCCUCUCCUGCUCAGAUGCCCUUUCCUCCAGUUCUGGUUGGCAUCCCCUGACCCAGUAGAGAGCCACACAGUAGGAACUGGCAGCAAGGCUGGAGCCCCGAAAGCAUCCCACCCUGAUGCCCCAGUCACCUGCACAACCUUGGCUGUACCUUUGCCCUCCUGGAAGGAUGGGGUCAGGCAUCCCAGCCUGAGAGCCGGCCGACCUGCCAGGGGGAGCACGGGGCUUCCUUGUCAUCUUGGAGAACCUCUGCGAGAGAAGAGCCCUCAGGAGCGGUGAGACAGCGUGGGACCUGGGUGUGGUCUCAGGCUGUCACCUGACCCUGUGUUGAAGCAGUCAGCUUGCUGAUUGUGCAGAGAGAGAGAGAGGGAGGGGGUGUCACCAUGUCCCUGCUGAGGUGUGAGGCCUGGGGUUUCCACAUUGGACUGGGGUGCCUGAGUCUGGGAGACAUUUCCCUAGCACCCAGCGCGGAUCCUGCCACACAGGUGCUCCUGUGGCAACCCCGUGAUGGGCCCCCCUUCCUCAGUCUCUAGUGGUCCCAUCCAGGCUCAGCCCAAGCUAUGUGGAGGCAUUGAGGAGUGUGGAGAUCUCCGAUGUCAACUGAAUAAAUGUUUGGAUUGUCA
Neogale vison (American mink) is the source of this 1733-nucleotide messenger RNA. RefSeq names its product serine protease 42-like. Gene Ontology annotation, biological process: proteolysis. The transcript has 5 exons. The coding region runs from base 1 to 1053 and encodes 350 amino acids. The record is from RefSeq and is a predicted model, not a curated record. Gene Ontology annotation, molecular function: serine-type endopeptidase activity. NCBI's taxonomy places the organism in Eukaryota, Metazoa, Chordata, Mammalia, Carnivora, Mustelidae.